Vigna umbellata (rice bean) is the source of this 1072-nucleotide messenger RNA. The record is from RefSeq and is a predicted model, not a curated record. Lineage: Eukaryota; Viridiplantae; Streptophyta; Magnoliopsida; Fabales; Fabaceae.
UGUUCAUUGAGAUCUGUUUGGUUUGAAUUUGAUAUAUUCGAACUAGUUAUUGACUUGUAUAAAUUACUGUAGGUGGACUUUAUCAUGGGGAUUCUUUCUCGCCUUGUGACAAAGCAGAUAUGGAAAUAUCCGAAGUUGUGGGUGGGAUUCUUGAAGUGUGUGCAGCUGACAAAACCACAGUCAUUUAGCGUUUUGCUUCAGCUGCCUCCAGCACAAUUGGAGAAUGCAUUAAAUAGAAUUUCAGCCUUGAAGGCACCAUUGAUUGCACAUGCUAGCCAGCCAGAUAUACAAUCCAAACUUCCGAGGGCUAUGCUAGUUGUUCUUGGAAUUGCAUCCGAUUCUCAAGUCUCAUCAAGUCAAGCACAAACUACUCAGACACAGAUUACUCAGACACAGAUUACUCAGACACAAACUAGUCAGACACAGACUACUCAGACACAAACUAGUCAGACACAGACUACUCAGACACAAACUAGUCAAACACAUACUACUCAGACACAAACUAGUCAAACACAGACUGGUGAGACAAGCAACUCAGACAAGGACACAGUAACAGAGAAAUCUAAAGAAUCAUCUACCGCGAGCUAAAAUAUAAGCAACCAUGAUGAUGUGGUGGAAUUUACUAUUCAACUGCGAGUCUCAGGUUGAAUUAGCCUAGACCUGACCGAGACUAACCGCAAUCAGCUCUGACCGACAGAGGAAUAAGGAGCUAAUACUGAUAAUUCAACACAUUCAGAUAGCUAAAUAGUUGGGCUGUGCUCAGGGUUUUUGUGCCCUUCACUGUACCUUGGCAUUAGGCAACAACCCAGCCUGUACAUGUAUAUAGAUGGAAUAAUGUGUAUUGGAAUGGAAUGGUUCCUAUUUUGGCCCCAAUUUUAUUUUAUUUACUGUUUGAACAUAAUGUGUUCCUAUUAAAAUGUGUAUAUACACGUUGAUUUUCCCCAGUGGAAACUAUUUUAGCGUUUGUCUUGCGCAUCUGUAUCUCUGAUUAAGACAAGGAUCAGAGAAUCUUUACACAUACUCUACUUUUUUAGAUUUGCUUUUUAAAUUGUGUUGAGUUACUUCGAUCUCU